AUGAGCCGGAUCUCUUUCAGAUCAUCUACUGGAGGGGGCAUGAGGGGCUUUAGCUCAGGCUCUGCUAUCGUAGGAGGUGGUAGCAGUGGGACCAGAAGCAGUUUUAGCUCUGUCUCUGUCUCCAGAGUUGGAGGAGGAAGAGCUGGAGGUGGAGGAGGCUUUGGAGCUGGCGGUGGCUUCGGCAGCAGAAGUCUCUAUAACUUAGGUGGAAGCAAAAGAAUUUCCUACAGCUCGGUCGGUGGAGGUCUACGGAGUGGAGCCGGGAGCAGCUACGGCUUUGGUCUUGGCUAUGGUGGUGGAGCAGGCACUGGCUUUGGCUUAGGAGGAGCUGGUGGUGGUGGUGGCUAUGGGCUGGGAAGUGGAUUUGGGCUGGGAGGGCCCGGAUUUGGUGGCCGAGGCGGCCCUGGGUUCCCUGUUUGCCCACCUGGUGGCAUCCAUGAAGUGACUGUCAACCAGAGCCUCCUGGCACCUCUCAAACUGGAUAUUGAUCCGGAAAUCCAGAAGGUGCGAACACAGGAGAGGGAGCAGAUCAAGACCCUCAACAACAAAUUUGCCUCCUUCAUCGACAAGGUACGCUUUUUGGAGCAGCAGAACAAGGUGCUGGAGACCAAGUGGACCCUUCUCCAAGAGCAGGGUCACACUGUUACCAGGAAGUCCCUGGAGCCCAUUUUCGAAGCCUACAUCAACAACCUCCGGCGGCAGCUCGACAGCCUGAUGGGAGAGAGGGGCCGGCUGGACUCUGAACUCCGGAGCAUGCAGGACAUGGUAGAAGACUUCAAGAACAAAUAUGAAGAUGAGAUCAACCGGCGCACAGGUGCUGAAAAUGAGUUUGUGGUCCUCAAGAAGGACGUGGAUGGUGCUUACAUGAACAAGGUUGAGCUCCAGGGCAAGGCUGAUGCACUGGCAGAGGAAAUCAACUUCCUGAGAGCUCUGUAUGAGGCGGAGUUGUCCCAGAUGCAGCAGCAAGUGUCCGACACCUCCGUGGUCCUGUCCAUGGACAACAACCGGAACCUAGACCUCAACAGCAUCAUUGCCGAGGUCAAGGCACAGUACGAGGACAUCGCCAACCGGAGCCGCGCUGAGGCUGAGGCUUGGUACCAGAAUAAGUACGAGGAGCUCCAGGUCUCUGCUGGGAGACACGGGGAUGACCUGAGGAACACCAAGAUUGAGAUUUCAGAGAUCAACCGGAUGGUCCAGAGGCUGCGAAAUGAGAUCGACAGCGUGAAGAAACAGUGUGCCAACCUCCAAGCAGCCAUUGCUGAGGCCGAGGAGCGUGGGGAGAUGGCCCUCAAGGACGCCAAGGCCAAGCUGACCGAGCUGGAGGAUGCCCUGCAAAAAGCCAAGGCUGACCUGGCCCGGCAGCUCCGGGAAUAUCAGGAGCUCAUGAAUGUCAAGCUGGCCCUGGACAUUGAGAUUGCGACCUACAGGAAGCUGCUGGAGGGCGAGGAGAGCAGGCUUGCUGGAGAAGGCGUUGGAGCUGUCAGUGUCUCCGUGGUCAGCAGCUCCAGUGGGAUGGGCUACAGCGGCGGGAACUGCCUGGGCCUGGGCGGGGGGCUCGGCAUGGGCAGUGGCGGCGGCAGCAGCAGCUACACCAUGAGCAGCAGCGGCUUCGGAGGUGGCAGUGGAGGUUUCGGCGGCAGCGGAGGCUUUGGAGGAGGCAGUGGAGGUUUCUCUGGGGGGCUCAGCUAUGGUGGAAGCAGCUCCUUCAGCUCUGGGAGCAGCCGGGGCAUCAGCUCCAGCACGGGAGGCAGUGUCAGGAUCGUUUCUAAGACCACCACCAGCAAAAAGACCAUCAGAUAA
Poecile atricapillus (Black-capped chickadee) is the source of this 1800-nucleotide messenger RNA. RefSeq names its product keratin, type II cytoskeletal 6A-like. NCBI's taxonomy places the organism in Eukaryota, Metazoa, Chordata, Aves, Passeriformes, Paridae. The record is from RefSeq and is a predicted model, not a curated record. Gene Ontology annotation, biological process: keratinization; intermediate filament organization. Bases 1 to 1800 code for a protein of 599 amino acids. The transcript has 9 exons. Gene Ontology annotation, molecular function: structural constituent of skin epidermis. Gene Ontology annotation, cellular component: keratin filament.